Messenger RNA from Pectinophora gossypiella (pink bollworm), 2981 nucleotides. Its product is annotated as 2-oxoglutarate dehydrogenase complex component E1-like. The transcript is spliced from 20 exons. The record is from RefSeq and is a predicted model, not a curated record. Lineage: Eukaryota; Metazoa; Arthropoda; Insecta; Lepidoptera; Gelechiidae. Gene Ontology annotation, molecular function: oxoglutarate dehydrogenase (succinyl-transferring) activity; thiamine pyrophosphate binding. Gene Ontology annotation, biological process: tricarboxylic acid cycle. Gene Ontology annotation, cellular component: mitochondrion; oxoglutarate dehydrogenase complex. Bases 1 to 2931 code for a protein of 976 amino acids.
AUGCAGCACCAUGUGGAGUACUCGAGUCAAGCGGAGUCGUUUCUAAAUGGAUCUAACGCCAACUUUCUGGAGAACCAAUACAAGGAUUGGGCGGGGAAAAAAGGUGCCGUUGAUUCUUCCUGGGAUGGAUUUUAUGACAGCUUGUGCGGUCCAGCUCUGUCCAUUGAUGAAGUACAAGAUGAGUUUAGUCCAAAUACAAAAAAACCGAAGUCGUCGGGUAAAAACAAAUCUAUCGACAAAGAGGUGAUCAAACUCCAUCUCGCUGUACAGAAUCUUAUUCGGAGUUAUCAGGCCCGAGGCCAUCUCCUGGCGAAGAUCGACCCGCUGGAGCUGACGUACGGAGCCAAACAGAUAAUGAGGCACACCAACCAGUAUGCGCCGGGGCAGGAGUACCAGAUGGUCUGCAGAGAGCUCGGAACCACAUUAAGGGAUGAACAUAUGGAUAUGGUAUUCGAGCUUCCGGAGAGAACAUUCAUCGGUGGAACAGAAAAUAGCUUACCGUUAAGGGAAAUCGUGGCCCGCCUGCAGCGAGCGUACUGCGGCUCCAUCGGCACGGAGUACAUGCACCUGUACAGCCUGGACUGCGUCAACUUCCUGCGAGAGAAGUUGGAGAAGCCGGGAGCCAUGGACAAGACGAUCGAGGAGAAGAAGCUCAUCCAGCGCCGGCUCACUAAGGCAGUUUUUUUGGAGAAAUACUUCGCGACAAAAUGGCCAGCGGAGAAGCGCUUCGGGCUGGAGGGCGGCGAGAGCAUGAUCGUGAUGCUAGAAGAGAUCGUGGACACCAGCACGCGGCUCGGAGUCAACUCCAUCGUCAUGGCCAUGCAGCAUCGAGGCCGUUUGAAUAUGCUGGUAAACGUUUGUCGCAAGCAGCUUGUCGAUAUCUUUGCUCAAUUCAAACCUAUGGAACCAAAAGAUCCAGGUUCAGGCGACAUCAAGUACCACCUGGGCACGUUCAUCCACCGCUUCAUCCGGCGCACCAACAAGUACAUCAAGGUGUCGAUGAGCUGCAACCCCUCGCACUUGGAGGUGGUGUCGCCGGUGGUGAUUGGCAAAACCAGGGCCGAGCAGUACUGGAGGGGUGACAACAAUGGUGACAAGAUAAUGGCCAUAGUGAUGCACGGCGACGCGGCGUUCUGUGGACAAGGCGUGGUGUACGAGUCGAUACACCUCGGCAACCUGCCAGCGUACACGUCUCACGGCGCCAUUCACAUCGUGUGCAACAACCAGAUCGGAUACACCACCGACCCGAGAUACUCCCGGAGUUCGCCUUAUUGCUCAGAUGUGGCCAAAUGUGUCGACGCUCCAGUACUCCAUGUGAACGGCGAUGACCCGGAGGCAGUAUCGACCGUGGCCCGGAUCGCGAUAGAGUUCCGCUGCAAGUUCAAGAAAGAUAUCGUCUUGGACUUGGUCUGCUACCGGCGCUACGGACACAGCGAGGAAGACGAACCCAUGUUUACGCAGCCGGUCAUGUACAAACUCAUCAGGAAACGAGACACAGUGGACAAAAUGUAUGCGGACAAACUGAGAGCCGAGGGGUCUGUGACAGACGCUGAGAUCAAGGGCUGGGAGAAGGAGUACAUGGACACGAUGGCCGCACAUUUCGAGCUGGCCAAGAAGGUGACCAAGCUGAGCAUCCUCGACUGGAUCGACACGCCAUGGACCGGCUUUUUCCAGGCCACUGACCCUAAAAAGAUUUUAGGGACGGGUAUAACCAAGACGACGCUGAUGCACAUUGCCACGCACUACUGCACUCCCCCGGAGCCCUGGGCCUUCGAACUACACGACGGCUUGAAGAAGAUUCUUGCUAAUCGGGAAAAAAUGGUAAAAGAGGGGAUAGCAGAUUGGGCGAUGGGUGAAACCCUGGCGCUCGGGUCUCUGCUACGAGACAGGGUCCACAUCCGACUGACCGGUGAGGAUGUCGAGCGAGGCACCAAUGCCCACAGACACCACGUGCUCCACCACCAGAGCGUGGACGGCGCUAUACACCGCGUGCUGGAUACUCUAUACCCAGACCAGGAACAGUACCACCUGCACAACAGCUCGCUGUCUGAGUUCGCGAUCCUGGGCUUCGAGACUGGCUAUUCGUACUCCAGCCCGUACUGCCUGGCCAUCUGGGAGGCGCAGUUCGGUGACUUCGCCGACACCGCGCAGCCCAUGUUCGAUACGUUCAUCUCCAACGGCGAGAGCAAGUGGGUCUGCCAGUCGGGGCUCGUCGUGCAACUGCCGCAUGGACUCGAUGGCGCCGGUCCAGAGCACUCCUCAGGGCGAAUAGAGCGGUACCUGAUCGCAUGCGAUUGUGAUGAGGACGCCAUACCCAACUUAGACGACAAGGAGAUGGUUUUGAAGCAGCUCCGAGCGUGUAACUGGAUAAUAGCGCACCCUACGUCUGCGGCCAACUACUUCCACCUACUCCGAAGACAGCUCGCUCUACCCUUCAGGAAGCCGCUCAUCAUCUUCACGCCCAAGUUAGGCCUCAGGCAUCCGCUGUACCGCUCCAAAUUCGAGGAGUUCCUAAUCGGCACCGAGUUCCAAAGAGCUAUCCCAGAAUCAGGACCGGCGUCGCAAAAUCCGAAAGACGUGAAGAAGCUCAUAUUUUGUUCCGGAAAAGUGUAUAUCAUGAUUACGGAUAUUCGAAAGGAGAAGAAGUUAGAAGAUAAAAUCGCCGUUUGUCGUAUUGAGCAGUUGUAUCCUUUCCCUUACGAUAUUGUGUUGAGGGAAGCAUGUAAAUACGACAAGGCUAAAGUGUGUUUCUGUCAAGAGGAGCACAAAAACCAAGGACCCUGGUUGUGGGUGAAAGUCAGGAUAGAAAAUCUGUUGGGGAAGAAAGUCGAAUGUAUCUCGCGGGCGCCGAGCCCAGCAUCUGCCACGGGAAUCAAGUGGAUGUACGCGAAAGAGGUCAAGGAACUCAAAGAGGGAAUUUUAAAGUUAUGAUUUACGACUUGAAGCUUCUAAUACGGAUUUGGUACCAGUUGGAGAAUGGG